ACAACGAUAUCGAUUAUACAGUUGCUACGGUCGGGAAUUGAACCUUCAACCGCGUGCGUAGGAGUGCUGUUGUGUGAAACGUGGUACUGAGGACCGGGUCUGUCAAACUCCGACGGAUGUCCGUCAGGCUUCUUUGUGGCUGUCAUCCCCAGCAUUACUGUUCAUUCGCUCCAUUCACGUUUUCUUUCUUUCUUUCUGUUUUAAAGAAUGGGAUAGGUGUGUUCGUAAGGGGCAGGGGUAUGCUGCAGGACCGGAGCUCGCGAGCCUUUUCGCUUGCUUUUCUGUGCCAUCCGAAGCCGCCCCUGUGAGUGUUUACAUGCCUCCGCGGUUGUGCCUGGAUGAAGCUGACCCAUCCUUUUUAACCACGGCGUCGUGUCCGCUGUUCCGCCGUGCGUCAGCAGUCACCCAGCCAGACCGACAGCCACGCGGCGGUGAGCGCGGAGCGACGCUUGUUUUCUCUGUCGUCGUGGUUGCUUCGCGCUCUCCGAUCGGAGAGCUGGUGGGAGGGCAGCGGACGUCGAGAUAAACGUUUUCGCGGUGCGCAGAGCAUCCGCGCCGGUCCGACAGCUGGCGUCGGCCGACCCCGCGCCGCGAGUCGGGGUUGCCGCAGUCCGUCACCUGGCGGCUCGCUCGCUGGCACGCGGCGUCUCUCCAGGGGCACUCCUUCGUUGCCCAAAGGGGGGAAGGGCACACCGCGGCGGCAUCCGCCUGGCACGGUCCUCAGAGCGGAGGCGACAAACACGCGUUUUUCCGCGCACUGGGACACCUGCUCGCUUGCUUGCGCGAAAGGUCGCACUCCUCUCUCUCUCACCGCCUGCGCGGCCGGGCUGCUACUACCGGAGCUUCGUCGACGUCCCGAAGCCUUCCAGGCCUUCCUUCGGUGGCCGACCUGUCCGACGGCCGAGGAACCUCCUCUCGCCAUCUUCUAUCUCUCUCCUCUCAAGCUCCUCCUCGCCGUGGGAUCGUGACAGGCCGUGUGUGUUGUUUCCCGGAUGUUGUCUGCUGCCUCCUGCCCGUGCUCCUUGCGCUGCGGCCGGCGGUCGUCUGCUCUGGCAGCCGCUGCAUAUCGUCUGCUCCUCCCGUGUGUGUCGGUCCGGUCGUCUGCAGCUCCAGCUGAGAAGAGAUCGUCCGCCGCUGUGUGCGGUUAAGGCGGCCGUUGUUUUCGACGCCGCGCUCUGCUACACUUGUCCGGUGAUCCUGCUGUUGGUACCCUUCCGAGGCGACGUUUACGAGCCGGUCGUCUCGCACCUGUCUUUCGAGAAACUUGCCGACCCAGCUGCUGUGUGCGUUUGCCGAGGGACAACCUGCCUUUUGCUGCUGGAGGAAGGAAUUAUGCUCGACGAAACGUGCGGAGCUGUGAGGGACCCGCUGUGUGAUGGUGUGUGACUGUGUCACUGACGCAUGGCUCCAAACGUCGCGUUGACGUCACACUGAUUGAUUGUCGUCGUUCGAUGUAGUUGUAUCCGUCUGCUCGAGUCCCAGCAGAAGUACUCGCACUCUGCCACAGUGCUCGGCAAUGCUAUUCUUAGUAUCCGUAGUCUUUGCAGAUGGUUUAUUCUGCAGAAUCUCGCACGAACGUACUGUUUAAAGUGGCUUUGUAAUGAACCCGCCGGUUAUUUUUUGAAUUCCACCAGAGAAAGACACAGCAUAUUCGAAUUGCGUGUGAAAUACAGUCUUCGCUCGCACCGCUGAUUUUUCAGUUUCCGUCGUGGCGACGUGCAUCGGACCCCGACAGUCGUCGUAGCCCUUGCGUGAGCCCAGGUCGCGCCGACCUGACCCUCGCGAGUUUUCGGAAUUGGCUGCUGGUGUGACGUGUUAGUGGGCAGCUUCCCGAAUCCGAGGAUAAAAGAAUCGCGUCGAACUCGUCAUGCGUCGUUCGCCGUCUGCUGGAAGCGCCAGAACUGCUUCAGUGUGUUGGAUUCGCCGACGGACGCACCUAUCUGCGGCUGCUUCUUUGUGACCCGGCCGUUUGUGUCUGGUGUGUUCUUCGAGGAAAGGGGGAAGGCGUCUGUGUGCGCAUUUCUUGGCGGAUUUCCACGCCGCAGACCGUCGUCACGCUGGCUGCGUCGACGAAAACCCUCCUCGUCAUGGCCGCCCGAGCGCCUGAGCUGCUGGCGACGGCGUGCGAGUCCGUGUCGGCGGCCGACGCGGUGUCGGCGCUGCGCUGCGGGGCCUUCUCGUCCUCGGGCUCGGUCGACUCCUCGUCGGGGGCGCCGGGCCGGCCGGACUCCGUGCGCCGGCGCCGGACCCUGGAGUCCGAGGACUCGAGCUACGACUCGGACACCGAGAACCCCGCGGACACCGCGUCCGGCACGACGACGCCGUCGACGCGGCAGCACGAGGACGUGUCCCGGACCGUGUCCGAGACGCUGGGCGCCGAGUUCGCCGAGUACGUGACGGCGGGACCCCAGUACUCCAGCCGGCUCGAGUUCGCCGUCAAGCUGGGCUACACCGAGGCACAGGUUCAGCAGGCCCUGCGGCGGCUAGGCCCCCAGCCGGGCCAGAACGAGCUGCUGGCCGAGCUGGUGCGGCUGGGCGCGCGGGAGCAGUCCGGUGACGCCGCCCCGCGGGCCGACCCGCUCUCGUCCUCCGCGUCGCAGGCGGCCGAGGACCCGCUGAGGCCCAUCGUCAUCGACGGCAGCAACGUGGCCAUGAGUCAUGGGAACAAGGAAGUGUUCUCGUGCCGAGGCAUCCAGUUGGCGGUGGACUGGUUCAAGGCCAGGGGCCACACCAGCAUCACCGUUUUUGUCCCCAGCUGGCGAAAGGAAGCCUCGCGUGCGGAGACUCCCAUCAAGGACCAAGAGAUCCUUCUGCAACUCGAGAAGGAACGGCUGCUGUUCUUCACGCCUUCGCGCAACGUGGGUGGCAAGCGCAUGGUGUGCUAUGAAGAUCGCUACAUCCUGAAGAUGGCCGCACAGACGGGUGGCGUGGUAGUGUCCAACGACAACUACCGGGACUUGGUGGCUGAGAGCCUAGACUUCAAACGUGUUGUUGAGGAGCGCCUGCUUAUGUACACAUUCGUCAAUGACAGGUUCAUGCCCCCCGAUGACCCCUUGGGGAGGCACGGGCCCUCACUGGAUGCUUUCCUGCGUAAGAGUGGAACCUUGCCUCCCGAAGGACCUCCGAGCUGCCCGUACGGCAAAAAGUGCACGUACGGCAACAAGUGCAAGUACUACCACCCUGAGCGUGGAAACCUGCCUCAGAAGUCGGUCACCGAGCGGCUUGCCGAGCAAGCCCGCCUCCAGCUGCAGGAGGUCAAGGCGCGCGGUGCCAUCAAGAGCCGCGACUCGUCGCCUGGUGGCGAACUGCUCAAGACAAAAAGCCUGCCACCUGGUGCGACUGAAGCGAUGCUCCCCAAGAAGAAAGCGCCGCUCUCGAGGACUAAGUCGUCGGUGCCACCUCCGUCGGCGUCUCUGCUGGGUGCCGACCUGUUGGAGGCUGACGGUGGAGGCCACUUGUCGGUGGCAAAGCGGCUCUCGGAUCCUGACUCGGGACUGGGAGCAUUCUCACUGCCCAAAGGGAGUCCCGUACUGUCGCCUGGCGGUGCAGGCAGCAGUGGUGACGACACUCUGGGCAGCGGCAACCUCCACCGCAAGCUCCAGCGGCAGCUCACGCUCAACCCAGCAUGCGACCCACGGCUUUACCAGAUGCGAGCCGCGGUGUCUUCGGGCCUUGUUCCGCCACCUGCGGUGAGCCUGGCGGAAGCCGUGCACGGCCGUGCGGGAAGCCAGGAGAACCUUCAACACCGAGCUCUGGGACGGCUGGCAAGCGACUCUGGCCUGGUCGCCACGGCUGGCGCAGGUUGGGGCACUCUGCCCGGGGCACACACAGAGGUGACACGCAUCGCCAGUGCGCCGGACUCGACGCGGCAGCAACGGUCGCAGCAGGCGGCAGCAAUUCAGCGCCUCAGUAGCACGUCUGACACAAGGCUGGACGCAUUCCCGCUGGCGGGUGCGGCCACACCGGUGCCAGCCGGCCAACUAUUUCCUUCUUUCCCAGGCCUGAGCCCCCACGCCACUGCUGGGGGGUGGGGGGGCCUGCCCAUGAGCAGGCCACCACCGCCACUGCCGCUCGAAGUGGGCGCACCACCACUAGACACAGCUAGCCCCCGCUACCGCCUCUACUACCACCUGUCGUCCAUCUUCCCCGAGGAACAAGUGCGCGCCGCCAUGGACCUCUGCCCCGAGGAGACCAACCCGCAGAAGGUGUGCGCCGCCAUCCUCGCCAUGUUCCCCAAGGGUUAACCGAGACACACCCCACCGCCUCCAUUUCCGGCGGGUCGUUUCUUCCCUGGCAUGACGCAUAGUGCCAUCUGUUGUCGCAGAGUUGGGUGGUGGGCUGGAGGCCCCCGGUUGUGAGCGGGUCAUGCAUUGCCGCCACAUUGUUUGUCGCUGCAUUCCCUCGGUCCUGGGAGCACUUCCAAAUGGGAAGCCUACAACACUUCUCCCAAAACCUCACGGUGGGAAUGGUUGUCUCGAUGGUUGUUGUGUGCGUUGCACCUCUGUGAGGAUGCCACAAACGUAAGCAAACGUGCAUGUAGUGCUGUCUUGUCCCUGCAUCCCCAGCAACCCUGGGGGCAACAUAUGGGCUCUUGAAACCCGCAUCAUCUUUCUGAGGGAGCACGGCACCUAUUCUUCGGCUGGACGUUCUGACAGCUUGGAGUCUGAUACAGAAAAUGUGCGCGCAUCACCUCCUCCUGCACUGUUCCUCUCGGUGCCGACUGAGCAGAUAGGAAGCCUGUGAGCGAAGCCUUUCCCAUCUUUGCGGUGUUCUUGGUGUUUACAAAAUGGAACCUGUUUUCUGGUUCUGAGAUGAGGUCAAGCUGGUGUGUGAACGUGGGCCCACUUUUGUUUCGUCCAUAUUUGACCGUCCCCUGACGGCCAGCGGAAAGGGUGACUCAAAGGCAGAAGCCGGGAACUCGGACAUUGUUUCCCGCUUGACCCCUUCGUCCUUUUGCAGGCCCUGUGCUUGCAGUCGUAACUUCAAUCGUGCAGUGUUGAUGCUCUCAGGUCUAUUUGCAUUUCCUAGAAAGGUGGCAUAGGAAGUGAGGAUGGAGGAAAGAUUUAAAUGGAAUCCCCCACCCCCUGUCGCAGUGCGGUCUUGUAGUAAAUUCUUUGCUCUCGUCAUGUUGGCAGGUUGCGUGCACUGUGCAGUGAUGCGCGGGUCACCGAAUGCACAUACAGGGCGACCUUCUCAUUUCCUGUGCUUGUGCCAACACACAGCCGUUAGACUGUUGCCACUCAUGCGAGGUCCCAGUCACUUUCAUUCAGUCGCGACUAAGCAAGGUCACUUUUAUGGGAAUGGCCAUCUGAAGUGUGUAGAGAUCUGUCAAAGUAGCAAGAUGGAAGCUUGUGGUGAACAGUCACGUCUGUGCUGUCUGCUGGCAUAACAAGUAUUGCUGUACUAUCGAGCUGUCUUUGCUGUUAGCUUUAUUUAUUAGUUCCAGUACGUUUUGGUGGAUUCAUCAUGCGUAGAAGCCACUAGUUCUGAGAUCGGCAUAGCACAACAACAAGCGCUGGAACGUAGCAGCACACAUUCCUACUCUCACCAACAGUGGCGAUGCUUCUCAGAAGACUGCACUGAUGGUACUGUCAGCCAUACGUUCGAGUGUUGCUGUCAACAGAUCUAAGCUGUGUAAUUUGAGAAAGAAACGCAUGCGUGCACUAUGUGUAGGGCGUACUAACGUGGUUCUGCAUCGUCAUUGUUGCAUGCCUCUGAUAUCACACACUGCAGCUUGGUGUGCGUCUGCCCGAAGAGGCAGCAUGCCUGCAACCGACAGAUGCUCUUUCUGCAAAUCCAAGUUUGCACUUGCAAGCUGUGCUCUGUGGCCUCACACUGUCAACCUUCUCAUUUCUGGUAGUGUGUCUUCAGGAAGUCAGGAUGGCCCACUGAAUCGGACACAGCUCCCAAACUGAUGCCUCGCGUUGCCGUGCCAAGUGAAGUCUGAGUUCUCGGUCUUAGGGAACUAGGAAACAAACUGGUUGGUGUGUUAACGCUCUUUCUCGUUACUUACACGCACAAGUUUUGAAGAUUAUGUGUCAGCGGCCACAUUGGAAGGCAGCUACGUGGCUGUAGGUUGAGUGGAUGGAGAGGAUUCUACUUGAUUCAGCCCUUUGUGAACGAAAUGCCUGCGUAGGUGUGGCAUCUUCAAGGGCACACGCUGUGCUUUGUUUUCUUGUCACUAGUUGAGCAUUAGGUGUUGGGUACUGUACUAACAGUUGUCUUAUGAUUAUCUGGAGCAGGGCCAUUGGUAUCGCAGCAGGGUUCAUUGGUAUCGUUUGUAAUGAAAGUAGCCUCAAAAUUUUUUGUGAGCCAUGCAGCUUCUUGCGAAGCAUUGCCUUUCUUUAUUUUUUUGUUAGGAGGAAACGGUUCUCAGUAGUAUGUUUCCUGCGCACAAGCUCUUGUGCCAUUUCUCGCUUUAUCAUGCAUUGCCUCAACGACAGAGAUGCAAGUGGAAAGGGGGUGGAGGCAGUUAGCUUUUCUAAUGUUGAUGCAUUUUGCACUGGAUUUUUUCUUGCAUCGCUAAGCCCUCACUUUGGAGGACCCCCUAUAUACUGCAAGGGUCUCAUUUUUACUGCCGCAGCAAUGUGUUAGAGGCACGUUUUUUCAAAGUUCCCACACAGACAUCGCCGCGAUCUUUUCCUUUCUCUUUUAUAUGGCAGGCCUUUUGUGGUCAUGUUUGUACACUGUCUGUCUCGUGCGAAAUGUGCAGUGCGUUUUGCUGUCCCACACUCUUGAGGCUGGGGUGUCUCAUUCACAGUGUGCUGGCAGGUUUUGCAAUUUUUUAUGGCAGGCAUGCCAUUUCUCCUGAGGCCUCCCAGUCUGACAAUCUCACAGCGAAUGUUGUGCUGUUGCGCAGUCUAGCUCCUCCAAAUCUGCGCUUGUGUGGGCAGUCUGCCCUAACACUGUGCGUGUUUUGUGCCGGGCUUCUGUCUUUGGGUGCAGUCAACAAACGUGGUUAGCUCAAGUGGUUGUUCACUCACGAGGGGUCCAUGCCCAAAGCACGUUCGUUGCACCCUUUGCUAGCUUGCUAGCUCCCACGCUAAGGGUGGAGCGUGUCACAAAAUGCAGGGGCCCUUGUCUUAAGGCACAGACAGUGCAGUGGUUAGCCUUGCCUUUGCAAUGUUGUGGUUGAGAGGUGCGAGCAUUUCUCGAUGUAGCAUUGAGCUUUUCUUCAAGGGGGGGGGAGCUGCUUGAUGAAUGAGCCUGUGUGCUUUGAACUCCCGUCAAAACCCUUCGGGUGUGAAACCUCAGAAAUUAUUGGCGAAUUUAGGAUUAGAAGGACUAGGGCACGCACCAAAGAGCAAGCAUGAGUUUCUAGUGUUCUAGUUCAGCUUAAAAAGAUGUGGGGUUGGAUGGGUCACGUAAUGCAUAGAGUAGGUAACAGGUGGGCUACGAGGGUAAACGAACACAAUGGAUUGUCAAGGGAUGAGAAACGCAGUCGUGGACAGGAGAGGAUUGCGUGUUCUGAUGAGAUUAGGAAGCUUGCAGCUUACAGUGGACAAGUUGGUUUGCCACGGCUUACAAACGGCACCAGGAAGCAUGAAGGAGGACUGGCAAGACGUCAAAAUGAUUGUAAGUUGCAGGCGGUUUGCAGGAAUAGGAUGAAGCCCGCUGGCACAAGACAGGUGUAACUGGAGGUCACUGGGAGAGGUGUGGGGGGCCAAAGCAGACUGACGACGAUACUGAUCACGAUCGAAAUGUGGUGCUUGGGGCCACUUGCACGGUCGCAAUUUUUUAUUCCGCACCCUAAGCGCGCCUGUUGGAUGGAAAUUAUCUUGAGUAGCGUCAAGUGGUACGAGAGAGCACGUUUCGCUACAUCGAUGCCGACAUUUCUGCACGUCACUGCCAGGUUUGACAGCAUACUUGCCUUGAAACACCAGAGUGCAACACCUCGCCGCCUGUUAUUGCCCAAGAUAUGGGCCUUACUUGCAGUAUUUGAUGUGGUACCUGCAUCCUGCUGGUCUGAUUGAAGGCUCAUGAUCAGAAAGUUAACGACCCACCUGUGGUUCUAAUGUGAAAGACUGAUUUUUUGGCUGCCCUUUUUUGGAUGCACCAACGAACCGAGCGUUGCGUAUGGCUGCGGGGCUUUGGCCCUUGGAGCUUACAGGUGAUGUUGCUACUUCGCAAUCCACUCCAUCCCAACUAUCCUUGUCCCAGGAUUAACUAAGAAGAUAUAAUAAUAAUCAAGGAUCAUGUACAGCGCUGCAGUCCUUCUCUAUCUAGAGUGCUGCUCUGCAGUUUUUGCACUCUGUCUUGGGCUGAACAAAGCGGUGUGUGAAUGUGUGCGAGUUUGUACAUUUAUAUGUUUACACUGUGUCACAAAAGAAGAAAAAAAAAACUGUGUGUGAAAUAGGAAACCAAUGUUUGUUACUACAUGUAAAAGUGUUGUCUUCAGUAGACUGUGGUUGCACAUGUUCUAGAAGCAAGCGGCGUUCCCACUAUUCUCAACAUGCCUGUCAAAUGUGAACGUUGUAAACUGCGCAUUUUAGACAUUCCUUCGACCAUGUCGAGCAUGGGUUGUGCUCUUGAGGCUCACAUUGCGAGUUAUGUGGGGUCGUUUCGGAUGGCGACUUGACUUUUGUUGAAACAUAGCAGCAUCAGCCAGUGCGAGGAAAAAAAAAAAGGAAAAUGUGGUAUGUCCUCAUACUUGGGACUCUGGGCAACCAGCCAUAAGAGCAUAAAGUUGUUAAUGAAAAAAAAAAUUAAGGAAUCGACUGCAGCUGCUUCCUUGUGUGCAAGGCUUGCACUAAGCCCCCGUUGCUGCGUAGAUGCAAGAAUGUGCAAAACAUGGCCGGAUGUGCUGCGGGUGUGUACAGAUAGCAACGAUUACGAUAAAGCUGAGGCCUUAGAGGUAUCAUUUGUCUUAGCACUGUGCUUUUAAGGAGUAAAUGGUCAAUUAAACCUCCACUGUACGCAGGUCAUCUGAGCCAGCAAAGAAAGAUUUUUUUCUUUUUUUAUUUAGCUUUAACCUCUUUUAGUCAGAUAUUAUGAAUGCGCUACUGUAGGUCGUCGCUUGUAAACAUGGUGACAAGCCGCAAAUCUUUCUCUGCAAGAAGGUUAUUACCUAUGUCAAAGGUGCGCUAAAGAGGUGCUCCUUAGCACCAUUUAUACCUAGUUUCCUUAGUUAUGUAACAUUUGGUACAACUGAGCUCUUCGGAGCAGUUUGUGCCAUGUUACCAUUGUUGACUUAUAUUGUUGCACAUGGUUUGGAGUUUCUGACUGGCUUUUUGACUUUGCUAGUGACAACGGACAACAUCGCUUUUGUUAGCCUUUUAUCCUUUUUGUGCUGCCAAUAAGUCCUGCUUAAUCCUUGUUAAUUGCACCACUCUAGUUUAAUUGUUGUUUAAGAUAACACAUAUCACUAGGAACAGUUGUGUGAUCAUCUGACUGUACAGCUAGGCUCAUCACUCAGCUUAUAGCCAUGAAUGGAGUAGCACAAAUUGACAAACAGCUACUCCAUUCAGCUCAAAGCUUCCCGUUUCAUACCAUUGGCUGCAGUGAUGGCUGGUAAUUACUGUAGUUUUGGUAGCUGUCUGUCAGUUUGGAAAAAAUAGUGCUUAAUAUUAUGGAAUUUUGAUGUCACUAGCACCUCUGCAUCAGAAUUUUAUUGGCAGAUGUAGCCGAGAAAAUGGUGAACAAGUUACCAAAUGUCACAGCUGUUUCGAUUAAAUGGAGGAAGAAUUCUUCUGAAGUGUCAGUGUCUCCUACAUGCUCGCACAUUCUAUCUGACCUGCGCAAUGGACCAUAAGUUUAGUCCGUUUUGAGGAUACCAACCUGUCAUAACAGGCCCUUUAUUUAAGACAGUCAAGAGCACUGGCUGUCGGUUGCUUCUGUGCAAACAUCUCCACUUUGUUCAGACACUUGACUUGUUUGUUUGCCGCAAGGGCUGGAUGAUCUGUUUCAUGUUAUUUUGAUUCUUAUUACCUCUGUUAUUAACUGCUAUUUAUUACACCACAGCCAAGCAAACCAAGCCAUUUUGUAAGUCCCAAGGGGUUGUCUGUUUGUAUGUAUGUGUGUAUGUAGAUGGUCCACAGCAAAUUUUUACCUCUUUCCCAACUGUCUUCGCAUCGGUUCUUUAUGGGUUACUUGUAUCAUGCUGCCUAGUUUUAUUAUUCAAAAGUGAAGUGGAUGCCAUUGAAGAAAAUGUUGGCAUUCUCUCUUUUGUAAUAUUUUUUCUCUGCUCAUGGCAUUUGUUUGGGUAGCCGCUAUUCCUUGGUCAAUUUGUUUUCCAUCUUGUUGUCCGAGUUGUGCAAAGUUUGUGCGAGAUUUUCAUGUCUUGUGUAGAUAGCGCUGCUGGCUCUGCUCUGAACGCAUUUAACUGUGUCACAAGUUUUUCAUCUUAGUAGUAGCUUUGUAUCAUAGCAAAUUCCUUUUAUUUGUUUGUUUGUUUUACACCGACUGUGAGACUGACAUAGAAAGUUGAUAUAAAUUAUGUUCAUUUUGCAAUCUUAUAAUUCUGUCCAUGUUGUAUUAUUCAUGCAGAAAUAGAUUCCUUAUAAACUUCACGCUGAUUCUGUACGAGUAAUGUAGACAGCAAAUGGAAUUAUGACAAUGCAAUAGGGGCUUUUCCAGUUGAGUAUUUAAAGACCUGUCAACAAGUGGCAAGUCAUGAGCACAUUUGUCAUGAGCAGAAGUCUGGAGAUCGUAACUGCCAUAGGUGUCCUUUUUUUGCAGCCUGGGCAUACGGUCUGAAAUCCAUUGGCACAGCCCACAUCUUGUUCGACCAAUGCGUUGCAUCGACAAAAUUUUAUGUUAGACGGCAGUAGCAUCGGAGAUAUUUUUUGCAGAUGCCGAGGUCUUUAAACUUUCCCCCCCAAGGGUACAUAGAACUUUCUUCUUUUUGGCAUAAAGAACAAAAACUUCGUUUGGGCUAUGUGCCCUAAUAUCUUGAACAGUUUCUACAGGGCGUUGGUCGUCUUUCUUGCAGUACGGCACAAGGGAGUAGUUUGUUUGCAAAUUCCUUCUCAUGAAAGCUACUGCUCUUUGCUCCCUGCCCCCUAAUUGCCCGCUAGGGCAUGUGUUGCAAAUUAUACAUUGCACUUCAGAAGGCUUGGUGUUGUGACAAGACCAGCCUUUGUAGAAACUGAAGAGGAGUCUUCUUAUUGUAAAGAUAUGAUGUUUCAAGAGGUGUUAAGUUUCCAGGGGGUCUACUUGCUGGCUCUCUUGGAGUGCUUGAUCCCCGUACACCCAUCUUUCCAGAGGCAUGUUUCAGGGGCAACACAGUUGAUACAUAUAGCUGGCAGUAUGAACAUUGAUUCUUUGGAGACGGUGUUUCGCAGAGAUGCUUAAGGAGAGCAUGUAGAACAGUGUGCAAGCUAGAGCAUGCAUGCAAAGUUAAGCAUUGAAAGCUAGGCACUGUUUGGCAGCCAACCGAGUGUGCGAGAGGCACAAGCAGUGUUGCUUUGCCGCACAUUCAGCUAAAGACAAUGACACAUUGACAUUGCCAACGAGUUACUAGUUGGAAGGGCACCUUCUGGGCAUUCAGGUACCGUGGUGAUGUUACGGCAAUCAAAUUUUUUUCUUAAAUGUGAGAAACCCUUCUGCUGCUUUAUAGACCCUACUGUCAGUGAAAGCGGGUCUUCAGCACUGACACAUUGUUGACUAGGCAGCCCCUGUUGGCUGGAGCAUUACAACAGAGAGUUGUUGACAAAUGUCUCUCCCACUUGGAUUUUCUUGCUUUUGCCGCUUUACUUUCAUUUUUCUGUACACUGAAAAGUGGAUUGCUUCUGACCCGUCAUGCUGGUCAGGAGAUGCAAGUACGUUGCUUUGACAACGCUGUUAUCGUUGCAAAAACUUGUUCGUACAUUUUUUUUUACUUGCACCCCACCACUCUCCUUUUGCAAGGUCCACUCUCUGAACUGACGAAAAGAAUGUAUAUAAUCGAGGAGGAUUCUUGCCUUCUCCCACAUUUAGUGUCCUUGGCACAGCUUGUUUCUCGUUCUAGUUUUAUAAAAACCGCUGCUCCCGCAAGUCCCUGAUGAGUUGACUUGUGCAUGGGAUGUAGAGCUUUUGACAAGUAUACUGCAUGACUUUAGAAAUGCGGUACGUCAUCAACAAGUAGCAUCAUUCAAGGCACAGUGUUUGAUGAACUGUCACUGUUGUAGUUUACUGAAUGUUACAGCCUCAUUAGUUUAGUGUAUAAUUUAUGUCAGCUGACUACUUAUCAAAUUGCAGUGAAAGUAUCAGCAAAAAAAUAUUUUUGCCUCGCCUAACUUCAAACUUGAGAUCUUUAGGUGAAUCGCACAGCUCUCGAAAAGUGUUACGAAGCCAGAAAAGUCCCACAAAUUCAGCUGAAUUUAUUGUACAAAGGUUGCACAAAUUGUUAGUUGUAAAAAGGUCGUGCAAAUGAAUAGUUGCUCAACCUUUUGUACAACUAUUUUGCACAAUUUACAGUAGCGUGAAAUUGUACAAAGGUUUCACAAAUUACAGUUCUAGUUACGAGGAUGCAUUUGUGUUGUUACAUGGCGUCUUGCUUGAAAUGAACAAGUAGUGUUCUCAUUGUUUGACAUCGCCUGUGUCUUGGACAACCGUCAACAAAGUUGAGCCCGACUUACUUAUGACUCGCAAAUAAUUGGCUAAUCGUACACAACUGCCAGAAAAAAUGCUGGUACAGCUGUUGAUCGAAUGCUGCUUGGUGGAGUUUCUGGAUCAAGAAUUCAAAACACUUCCUCGACCCCAAAGGAGGUGGUUGUGUAACAACUGUCACAUGCUUUCCUAGCUUGUGACUGGCCAAGCUAACCAUGCUACAAGCUUAUAGCCAAACGCUCCUUUGACUUGCUUGCAUGCAGCUCGAUUACAACAGCAAGGACAUCCAACCUAGGAUUAGCUUCAAUUCAAGUGCAAGCCUGUGGUAGUUUUCAUUCACGAGAGACAGCUGCGACAAGCACCUUGCUAAACUACAAGCCAACUUCUCGGAAAAGUACCGUAAAUCAUUUAAAUGCUUCCGUUUUGCUUUUCUUUAAUGCGACUACUGCAAGGUUGUCUCCUCCCUCUAGGUGCAUGCGGGUCUGAAAGGUUGAGAGACUGAGGUGGCAGUGGCUGAGCCCUGCGACUAAUACCAAGUUUUGCUACAAUACCAUGUAUUGUCAUGUACUGUAUGGGGUCUUGUGAUAUGCCACUCCCCGUCUCGUUUUUCUUCUCCCAGUCGCUUCAGUUUCAACGUUUUACGUUUCCCUUGACUUUCUGCCAUGAGACUUGUUUUCUUGUUGUUGGCAAAUACUUUUUUUUUUCUUCCUCAGGCCAUAAAUGUUCUAAUAUGAGUGCUUUUUUUUUAACAUUAUGGAUGCGAGUAUUUAAUGUGUGUCACUUCUAAUGGCAUGUAAUAAAUGUUUUGUCUUUUUAUUUAA
Messenger RNA from Dermacentor albipictus, 13349 nucleotides. Its product is annotated as probable ribonuclease ZC3H12D. Gene Ontology annotation, molecular function: mRNA binding; metal ion binding; RNA endonuclease activity. The record is from RefSeq and is a predicted model, not a curated record. Gene Ontology annotation, cellular component: cytoplasmic ribonucleoprotein granule; nucleus. NCBI's taxonomy places the organism in Eukaryota, Metazoa, Arthropoda, Arachnida, Ixodida, Ixodidae.